This is a messenger RNA of Canariomyces notabilis, 489 nucleotides long. RefSeq lists its product as uncharacterized. The transcript is spliced from 3 exons. NCBI's taxonomy places the organism in Eukaryota, Fungi, Ascomycota, Sordariomycetes, Sordariales, Chaetomiaceae. The record is from RefSeq and is a predicted model, not a curated record. Bases 1 to 489 code for a protein of 162 amino acids.
AUGAAGUCCUUUUUGUUCCCCAUCGCCCUCAUGGCAUCGGCCGCCAUGGCCCAGUCGAAUUCUGACUGUGCCGCCAACUACAUUGUCGAGGCUUGUCUCGAAGGAGAGAACGCAAAGCUCGCCAACUGCAAAACCGGCGACUACAACUGCCAGUGCAAUCAGUGGAUAAACAUCGUCACAUGCUUCAACAACUGCCCCGACGACACCAGGAAGCAUGAAAGCGAGGGCCAGAGGGAGAUCUUCUGCGGCUACGCGAGCCAGUUCCCCUCCAGUACCGCGGUGGUUUCCGCUGCCUCGCAGACCUCGGCGGCAGCCCAGACCACGCAAAGCACCGACAACAACAGCAACCCGACAUCGUCGGCUUCGGGAAGCGCCACCAGCACAACCAACUCCCCGGCCGCCAACUCAAGCAACAGCGCGGCUGACCUUGCCCUGAACGCGGGCGGCGUGCUUGCCGCUGUUGCCGGUCUCGCUGCCGUUGUGCUCUAG